Messenger RNA from Alosa alosa (allis shad), 3075 nucleotides. It is a transcript of the gene sost, whose product is annotated as sclerostin. The record is from RefSeq and is a predicted model, not a curated record. NCBI's taxonomy places the organism in Eukaryota, Metazoa, Chordata, Actinopteri, Clupeiformes, Clupeidae. Gene Ontology annotation, molecular function: BMP binding. Bases 64 to 717 code for a protein of 217 amino acids. The transcript has 2 exons. Gene Ontology annotation, biological process: ossification; negative regulation of BMP signaling pathway; negative regulation of Wnt signaling pathway.
AUUGUUGAAGUUGUCCUACAAAACAUCCGAUAGUCUCUCCGUUCCGGCGUCGACCGAUAAAGCAUGCAGGUGUCUCUGGCUAUGGGCUACUCCGGUGCGGUGCUGCUGCUGCUACUGCAGGGAUGUUGUACCGCUGCACGGGAAUGGGGGGCUUUAAAAAACGAUGCUACAGAAAGAAUACCUGAAUACACGGAUGAAACGCCGCCGGUGGAGCGUCAAACACAGACAGUCAACAAUAAUACUAUGAAUCGUCCAAAAAACUCCGGGCGGAUAUCGUCUGCUAACCCACCUACUUUUGCGGCGUCCGAGAUGACCUGCAAUGAACUGCGAUCUACCCGCUUCAUCACCGACGGCCUUUGCCGCAGUGCCAAGGCCGUGCGCGAGCUGGUGUGCUCAGGCCAGUGCCGGCCGCCCAACUCCAUCGGGGGCAAGUGGUGGCGGAGCAGCGCGUCCGACUACCGCUGCGUGCCCGCCCAUGCCCGCACCCAGCGCGUCCAGCUCCACUGCCCCAACGGUCAGACGCGGACCUACAAGAUCCGCGCGGUGACCUCCUGCAAGUGCAAGCGCUACACCCGCAACCACAACCAGACAGACGCCAAGGAGCCGGCCUCCGCGGUCCCCAAAACCAGGCGCAAUAAGAAGCAGCACACGCGGCAGAAUCAGGGGCGAAGCAGGAGCAAAACGCCCACACCCGCGCUGAGCAGCAACUCGUACUGAGGAGGAGAAGGAGGACGAGGAAGCAGAGGUGUUAUGCGAACUGCUACAAGAGAGACAUAGUUUGACUAGACAUGAAAGAGAAAGAGACAUACAUAUUCACACCCACACUCAUGCAUGCUCAAACACUUGCACAUGAGCACAGAUAUCCACAAACAGACAUUUUACAUUUUCACUCACCCACUCACUGAAAAACACAUGCACACACACACACACACACACACACACACACACACACACACACACACACACACACAGACCAGAAAUGUAACUAUUCAAAUGCCACUCCUUGUUUUCAAGGAAAGCAGAGAGCCUUUUUAAAAUGAUUAUCUUUGGACUGGUAUACAAAGCCCCAUUUUCAUCUGUUUUUUUUCUUUACUGUACCUGUCACUUUCCAGACACUUCCCUUUGCCCUGCCUGCUACACCUAUUGUCUUUGAAUAAUAAGGGUGACCAAAGAGAAAUACUUUGGAACAUUAUUGGAAAGCUCACAAAAGGAGCAAUCUACAAAUUAGGGACUUUCAUGUUUGGAAUAUAACUGUUCAAGUGAGCUAUCCCAUUGUUUUUGAGCUACAACGAGGGAAAAUGGGCAAACUUGUAUUUAGACUUUUGCUGUGCAUAUUUUGUUAUACCCAAACCCACAGUAAUUUUUGAAAAAGCCUGCAAGUGUAGACAUCGGAAAAACAAAUGAGCCGUGACAGACAAAAUCUUUUCAACUCAACCCAGUCGCUGCCAAAGGUAGUGUCUUAACAAAGGCACAAAAAACAGCCUAGCCAAAGCAAACCAGUGGGGUGCACUCCACCAACCAGACUGCUCCACUACCAGACUGCAGCUCCACCACCACAGGUGAAGCGUGUGUUUAUGUAGCUGAACUGAAGUCAUCACCACCAGGGAAUGGUCCCAGUGGUCGUCUUGGCUGCCUGAGGGUGUUGGACCCUAAUGGGCUGCUUCUGCUGACAGAUCCGUGAGGCAUAGCAUUCUUAACCCUGGUCACCGUGGCCGAGCAGUGCGUCCCUCAAGACUCGGCCCGUGGAGAGCUAUCCGCUAACGCUAAUCCACAACGCUGGAAGGGAGGACUGCGCAAUUCCCACCGCCUCCAUAACAACCUUACUGGACCUGUCAGGAGGAACCAAAACCGAUUACCAGUGAGACAGAGUGGUAACAGUUGUGUCAGCACUCCACCAUAGAGGACCUGCAGGGCCUCUAGAGCUGCAUUGGGCAUUCUAGUGACCUGUCCUAAUUACUAAAUGGUCCCAUUCCUGUGUUUAGCAUUUGAGUCAUAAAAAGCCAUUUCCUCUAGACGUGGCCAGUUCCUGUUUGCGAGAAUAGGGGCAAAAUUAGGUUCCACAUGUGCGCGUGUGGAGGAGUCUGCAGCAAUUGCGCUAGUGGUUACCUUGAGGGCAGAGCACUGGAGAAGCUACGCCCCCCUGCCCUGACUCAGUGGAACUCAUUUGAACUGGCCGGCCCCAUCACAAUAGCUAUCGGAUUCUGAUAGCCCACAUUCAACCCUGUGUGAACUCUCAGCGUGAGGACAGAAAUCAGUCUCUUUCCCCUUCACUCUCACUCUCUCUCUCUCUUCCCCACUCUCGCUCAUCCACAAAAUAGACCACAUAGAAAUGUAGCCCACAGCCAAAGCUAAAUAUGAACAGCGUGUUGAUACAACAGGGUGACACAGGAUGCAGACACAAGGGAAGGCAUAGAAAUGCCAGACAGUGCCAGACAAACUCAGACAGUGUUGUCCUUAACAUUACACACAACAACACACUCACACACACACAACACACUGACACACAAACACACACACACACACACACACACACACACACACACACACACACACACACACACACACACACACACACAUUAAAUCACACACAUACACACGCAUACACAGUCUCAUCAUUGACCUGCCCUGAGUAUAUUUUAUGAAGAAUACUUUGGACGUUUCCGCACAUUGUUUGAGCCCUAAUGUUUUCACUCGAUUGCUUCCAUAUCGCUGCUCUCUAAACAGUGCUGACAAUGUUUGCUUCUCUCUCGAUUGUGUGUUUGAAAUAGCAACUGGAAGGGAUCUUUAUCUGAACAGAGUUGUUGUGUAUAGUCUGAUUGUACAUAAUGUACCUAUGUGUUCUGCUGGAGAGGGUCCCUUGAAAGCUCCAGAGGAAGGAUUCACCUCCACAGUGACCCAAGAAGGACUGUUACAAAGAAUGAACUGCGUAUUUAUUUUUCAUUUCUACAUUUAAAUUAUUUAUGCAACUUUUUUUGUAGUAAAUAAUAGCCAUUAUUGUACAAUAUAAAAGAAAUAGUGAAAUUCCUAACAUAAAAAGAGUACAUGAAUAAACUAAAGCAAAGUAUAUUUGAAAGA